Messenger RNA from Manihot esculenta (cassava), 612 nucleotides. RefSeq lists its product as uncharacterized. Bases 27 to 590 code for a protein of 187 amino acids. The record is from RefSeq and is a predicted model, not a curated record. Lineage: Eukaryota; Viridiplantae; Streptophyta; Magnoliopsida; Malpighiales; Euphorbiaceae. The transcript has a single exon.
UUAAUUUAAAGGAUUUGCUGCCAAGAAUGUUCUCUUUGUAUGAACAUACCAUGAGUGAAGAUUCUGGUAAACACAAACAACUUCUCCAGAAAAUGAUUCCCAAGAGCUCUGGGAAGAGCUGGUUUAGUUACUUUAAAUACGAUGAAGAAAGGGACUCACCGAGCGACGCUAGAAAUAUUUUGCUAAUAAUAGCGGCGCUGAUUGCCGCCGCAACCUUCCAAGCUGGGGUUAACCCUCCUGGUGGUGUUUGGCAAGAUAACGGCGAUGGACAUAUUGCAGGAAGAGCAAUUUUCGCGUCUCAAAAGCAUGCUUUUUAUGUGUUCUUGAUAUCAAACACCUUGGCCUUCUCAACUUCGAUCCUUGUCCUGGUAUCUCUCACUUAUAGAUUCCCUUUCCAUUUUGAAAUAUGGAUUGCUACGAUUUCGAUGAUUGUGACUUAUGGAUCGGCAGUUUUUGCUGUUACGCCUCAUGAAUCUGUGCAUUUUCGCUAUUUGUUGAUCACAGCUGCUGUGCCUUUUGUGAUUAGGUGUUUGAUUCAGGCGUUCAACAAAUGGGAAGAUAGAAUUCUGAAUAAGAAUGAAAGUCAUUAGUGUUAAUUAGUGAAUGGUGUUU